Messenger RNA from Penicilliopsis zonata CBS 506.65, 1656 nucleotides. RefSeq lists its product as hypothetical. Lineage: Eukaryota; Fungi; Ascomycota; Eurotiomycetes; Eurotiales; Aspergillaceae. Gene Ontology annotation, biological process: ergosterol biosynthetic process. Gene Ontology annotation, molecular function: Delta24(24-1) sterol reductase activity. Bases 34 to 1455 code for a protein of 473 amino acids. The record is from RefSeq and is a predicted model, not a curated record. Gene Ontology annotation, cellular component: endoplasmic reticulum membrane. The transcript is spliced from 5 exons.
ACUGCCGGAACAGAAUCGUUUCAAAGAACCAGGAUGUCUGUAUCUACAUCAAUGGCAGACCAGUCAACGACUCGUCCUCGGAGCAGACGACCUUCGAAAUCCUCCCCCGAAACACACAAUGGUAGAGAAGAAGGGAAAGAAGACUUCGAAUUCGGGGGACCUCUAGGCGUCAGCCUUGUCAUGCUAGGCUUCCCUAUACUCAUGUACUACAUGUAUAUCGGCGCUACGAUAUACAAUGGCCACCUCCCCCUGCCUGAGCCCGAUCAGUCCCUCGUCGACUUUGCAAGGCACCUGGUGGAUCUCGUGUACACGCACGCCUAUCCUCAUCGGAAAGCCUGGAUUAUCUACUGGACGUUUCUCGUCCUCGAAGGGAUUGGAUACCUCUACCUGCCCGGCGUGUAUGGAAAGGGCAAGUGCCUCCCCUCGCUGAACGGCGGCCAACUCGACUACUUCUGCUCUGCAAUCUGGUCGUGGUAUACCACCAUUGCAGCCGCACUGUCUCUGCACUUCACCGGUGUUUUCAAGCUGUAUACGCUCAUCGAUGAGUUCGGCCCCAUCAUGUCCGUGGCGAUCUGCUCUGGCUUCCUCGUCUCGGUCAUCGCCUACGUUUCUGCCGUGGCACGGGGUGUGCAACACCGCAUGUCGGGAUCCCUCAUUUACGACUUUUUUAUGGGGGCAGAGCUGAACCCCAGGUUUUUUGGAUGGCUGGACUUUAAAAUGUUCUUUGAAGUCCGCAUCCCCUGGUACAUCCUCUUCCUGCUCUCGCUCGGCACCGCCUUGAAACAAAUCGAAGACUACGGCUAUGUAUCUGGGGAAGUCUGUUUCAUCCUCCUGGCACAUUUCCUUUACGCCAACGCCUGUGCCAAGGGCGAGGAACUGAUCAUCACCAGCUGGGACAUGUACUAUGAGAAAUGGGGCUUCAUGCUCAUCUUCUGGAACCUCGCCGGCGUCCCCAUGAGCUACUGCCACUGCACGCUCUACCUCGCCGCCCACCACCCAUCCACCUACCACUGGAAUCCCUGGGCCCUUGGCCUGCUGGUAACGCUGUACCUGUUUGCCUACUGGGUCUGGGACACAGCAAAUAGCCAGAAGAACUAUUUCCGAGCCCAGGAGCGUGGCGUGCCCCUGAACCGCAAGACCUUUCCGCAGUUACCCUGGAAGUAUGUCUGCAAUCCACAGGUCAUCCGUACCACGACAGGCGACUCCAUUUUAUGCAGUGGGUGGUAUGGUAUGGCCCGCAAAGUCCAUUAUACAUGCGACCUCUUCUUCGCCCUCUCCUGGGGUCUAAUCACAGGCUUCAACUCGCCCUUCCCGUGGUUCUAUCCUGUUUUCUUCGCUACCAUGAUCAUCCACCGCGCACGCAGGGAUAUCACGCGGUGCAGGGAGAGGUACGGCGCUGCGUGGAUGGAGUAUGAGCGCCGGGUGCCCUAUUUGUUUAUUCCGUAUGUAAUCUGACGAGGUGGUGGAUGGCGGUUAAUUAUUCUAUAUAAAUAGCAUUCUAGAAGAACUACUUAGUAGCCAUUCCUAAUUCAUGUUCAUAUUCAACAUAUCCAUCACCGGCCGAUUAGUACUCAAAAAGUCAUUCAGAAACACAGAUAUAUCCGCACUGUUCAUGUUAAAUUCACUCAUGUCAUCCGGCCACGACACAUCAGGCAC